CUAAAAUGCGUGGGCCUCGAUGGUUCCAUGUCCCAUAUAGUUGGGUAUCCCCCCGUCAACUCAAACUGACCACAUCUUAUCCACCGAUCACACGCAUACGCGGAACAUAGAACGCCAGGCACAGCCACUCCACUUAAAAUAUGCAGGAGACACAUAUCGCGGCCGAGGCCGACGACUUCGAGGAUGAUGGCACUCAGUAUGAAGAAUCUUCUGUGGCGUCUUUGACGGCCAGCAUUCGAGAACAUCGAGCCGAAAAUGGCCGUACUUAUCACUCGAUGAGUGCUGGAAAGUAUAACUAUCCAAACGACGAGCGUGAGAAUGAUCGACUCGAUUUUCAGCAUGAGCUCUGGUAUCUCACCCUCGACGGUGAGCUCGCUGUCGCCCCAGCCCAUAAGACGGCAAAGCGCGUCUUGGAUAUGGGGACGGGCACCGGAGUAUGGGCUAUUGAUUACGCGGAUGCAAACCCUUCUGCCGAGGUUAUCGGCGUUGACUUGAGCCCGACCCAGGCCGAAUGGACUCCUCCCAACUGUGUCUUCGAAAUCGACGACUUGGAAAAGGAGUGGACGUGGGCGAAGCCUUUCGACUACAUCUUCUGCCGAACAAUGGAGGGCUCCUUCGCAGACCCGGCAGCGGUCAUCCGGAAGGCCUACAAGGCUUUGGGGCCCGGUGGCUGGUUCGAGGCCGGGGGCUUCGUGCUGCCGCUGGGGUGCGACGACGGCACCCUCGCCGAGGGUUCGCCCCUGCGCCAGUGGCAGGAGCUUAUGGUCGAGGCUGGCAACAAGAUCGGCCGCUCCAUCGAGAGCCCUGCCAAGUACACCGAGGCCAUGGCGGACGCUGGCUUUGUCGACAUUACCGUCAAGAAGUACAUCUGGCCGCUAAACUCGUGGCCCAAGGACGCCAAUCUCAAGGAGAUUGGCAAGUGGCACAACGUCAACCUCGACAUGGGCUUUGAGGCGCUAUCUCUUGCGCUAUUUACGCGCGCCCUGGGGUGGACGAAGGAGGAGGUUAUGGUGCUCUGCGCCGGCGCGCGGAAUGACCUGAAAAACAAGAACAUUCAUGCCUACUGGAACGUACAAGUUACCUAUGCUCGAAAGCCUGAGACGGACGCUGACUAAAAUGCGGAGGACACAACAUCGGCCUAACAGCCUUGAACAGGACCGUUGCUAUGACGAUACAGAAACUUGAUCUCUCCAUGUGUGGCUCGUAGAGAAAGAAAUAACUGGCGUGAUGGGCAGUUGGGGUCCAAAUAAAUUCACUGCAAACAUCGACACUUCUGAAGCUUAAGCGGUGAUGAUCAAAUACCUGCUCCGCAGCUCAUUCGCACUCAACUAGGGAAGUACUAGAUGAUAGAGUGAGUUAUCGAGAUGGGUAGUCAUCAAUAAGAUCAGCCUUUAGGCAGCACAAAUGGCCACGAAUAUA
Molecule: messenger RNA, 1419 nt
Organism: Colletotrichum navitas
Lineage: Eukaryota; Fungi; Ascomycota; Sordariomycetes; Glomerellales; Glomerellaceae
Product: methyltransferase domain-containing protein
Exons: 11
Coding region: 141-1115 (324 amino acids)
Molecular function (GO): methyltransferase activity
Source: RefSeq, a predicted model, not a curated record